Messenger RNA from Trichoderma virens Gv29-8, 3270 nucleotides. RefSeq lists its product as uncharacterized. Lineage: Eukaryota; Fungi; Ascomycota; Sordariomycetes; Hypocreales; Hypocreaceae. The record is from RefSeq and is a predicted model, not a curated record. The transcript is spliced from 3 exons. The annotation marks the transcript as partial.
ACCCUGAUUUGGGGCGACUGCGGUACCAAGGCCCUUUGGCAGCGCAUUCUCAAAGAUUUCAUAGCCUGUAUUAUUGCAACCAUUAUUGCUAUUCUCCCACAGCUCAAGAGCUGGUCUACCUUCCUUAUACCAAUGGUUGUUGCCUUUGCACACCCUGGUCAACGGAUGGGCGUCGUCAUUGAGAACAUCAUCAUGAUCAUCUUUGGUUCAGGCUUAGGCUUAUCAUGGUGUAUGCUGGGUUUAUAUUUGGCGAGCUUGGUCUACGAUACCAACAAGCCUGCUGCUUUUACUAUCCGAGCUCUCUUCUAUCUUGCAUGCACUUUACUCCACGGCUACCUGAGAUCAUCCACUCCUCGACUGUUCUUAUUUGUCUUGUUCGUCAUCCUGCCCGCCAUCACGGUGCUCACAGCACCAACCGUGGCAACGCCUCAUCUGUAUACUACAAUCUAUGUGCCAAUCCUUAUUGGCGUUGGAGUCAUGUUUUUCGCCAACGUCGCCAUAUUCCCAGAGUUUUCUAGCAGCUAUCUGGGUACCUCUACCAUCAGUGCCCUCUCCGAAAUGGUUGACACGCUGGAGCGAGCCACACACUGGUUUGUCACUCCCGGAGGCGAUCGUAUCGAGUCUCAAAUCCAGAGCAGUCUUUUCAAUAUCCUCGUAGCUAAUGAGAAUGGCACAAAGCCGCAGCAGCAGCAGAUGGGGAAAGUCAAGCAGCUCGCUAUCCGCUGCUGGUGCAAGUUCUCUGCUCCAUUCCCUAACCCCUUUCUACCGGCCACCUCUGUUGCAACACCGUCUAGGCCACCACUGCAUGCGACCACACUUGCGUCCUUGACGGAGAGGAAGCCCAUAAUUCGAUCGAAACUUACAUCGUGCAAAACCGCUCAAAAUGAAGUCAAUUUUGAGAUAUCUAUCUCACCCCUUGCCCCAAGCGACAUGAAGCCCAUCAGCGUUGAUCUCAUGAGCCAUCUUUCACAGAGCAUCAUUACACUCAUUGGCGCCUGUGAAAACAAAUUCAUUGUCCUUGAUGACGAUGGCCUAGAAGAGAGCGAUUUAGCGACUGACGAUGAUACCGUUCAAUCGCCUGGGUGUCAGAAUGCCUUCGAUGGAUCUGCCACGCCAUCGUCCAGCGUUCCAGAAGCGAACCUCAGACUCAACUCUGGCGCGAGAUCUAGAUCAAGAGUGAGAAACUCAAUCGACCCGUCGAGAGUUGGCUCGAGUAGAGUCGACUACAUCACGCUGAAUAGGCAAAUUGAACUGAGUAGCGCCAAACUUCUCGAGUCAAUUGUCAUGCGGUUACGUGCCCCUGUACAAGAAUUUCAGGCCUCUACAAAUGAAGCAGUGGCUCUACUGAUUUCUUGCUUGGCAUAUUGUUACGAUGUUCCCACUCUACCCUCUGGUGCUCCUACCCCUCGAGGCAUCCGCUUGGAGGAGAUUGACCUACGAAUCGACCUCUUCACGGACGCGUUGACAUUGUUCGACCAACAAUCAACCGAACAACUGAAGCUCAUCGCCAUGCAAGAGACGGGCCUGUCGCUCGAUUUCAUGCCUCGGAUGGAGACUUUUCUCAUCUCGUCGUUCCUUCUGGCCUUUCGCCAAUCCUCGACUCACAUCUUGAAAAUGCUACGCCAUGCUCGUCAAUUGGUAGAGCAGAGACAACGCCGUCACAACAGGUCGCGCAUCUGGAUUCCUCACUAUUCAAGUCUUCGGAGGUGGCUACGUACCGCCGGAGAGCGUGAUUCAAUGGUUCUACCAGAAGGUGCGCGGCAAGCUGCACGUCGCGGAGAUUUGGUUGGCAACGGCCCGCCAGUUUCCGAACGCAAAGGCUCUGGCGAUAUUCUUGAUAGUGAAGAGCAACAGAGGGGGGGAGCAUAUAGAAAGACCAAUAACAAAAAGAAGGAGGAAAAAAGUGAAAAGCAUGUACGGUCCAAAAAGAAUGGUAGGAGAGAAGAAGACGUUCCUGAUAGUUGGGCUUUGAGGCUUCGAGGAAAAGCGGCAGAUGUACUGGAGUGGGCUCAAGAUUCCGAUGAUCUUGCCUAUGCACUGAAGCUGUCUUUUGCUGUCUUCCUUGUCAGCUGGCCGGCCUUCGUGCCAUCCUGGAACGCAUGGUACGGGGAUGUCCACGGUGUUUGGGCCCCGCUGCAGUUGAUAUUCAUAUUUGAAGUGGCCAUUGGCACGUCCUUGGUUACCUUUGCUGUUCGACUCAUUGGGCUUGUCCUUGGCUGCACCGCUGGAUAUGUCUCAUUUGUUAUUGCAGGGGGCAGCAGGGCAAUCACUGUCGUGGUUCUCGCUUUUCCGCUGCUGCCUUCUGCCUAUAUCCAUGUCGCAACAAAAUACGUCAAAGCUGGCGCAGCAGCCAUUAUAUCGAUAAAUGUCGUUGCUCUGGCGUCGGCGAAUAUCAGUACAGAACCGCCGCAUGAGGUCUACUAUAAGCGCCUUAUAGCUUUUAUAGUCGGAGGUGUUACCGCUACAUUGGUAGAGGUGUCGAUUGCCCCUGUGCGUGCAAGAGAUCGUUUGGUUGAAUCUUUGUCUGCCUGCGUGCGGCAUAUCCAGAACAUGCAGGGCGCCAUGUCCGUGGGCGUUGACGGACCUGAAAUUGUUGAUCCUCGCUCUCCAAAACUGCAACGCCGUUUUGACAGAUGGCGCGAAAAGGCUCAAGCCUCACUUGCGGCGGCCGAGAUGUUUCUCCCGUUUUGUUCCUCUGAACCCCGCCUAAAGGGUAGCUUUAAGAAGCUCGCGCCCAUAUACACUGAGAUUGUGUAUGUGCUUCAUCAGAUCAUUGAUCGGAUGGAUAACGUCGUACAGCUCCGAAGGGCUUAUGGCUCCUCUGUUUUAGAGGCACUGAAUCCACAAGCUUAUACAUAUCGACGGAGCAUGGCGGCAAGCUGCACCCUAAUGUUGUUUUCCGUCAAUGAGGCAUUGACAACUUGGCUCCCGCUCCCGCAAUUCAUUCCCUCGGCUCGUGUAGCGCACCUGCGGCUGAUACAUCGGGUCCGUGAGAUUAUCACAUCGCAAGCAACGACAUCGGCUCCGGUAACGCCAACAGUAAGCCAUGGUAGUCAUUGCAGGAGUGCGAGUGAGUACGACGACCAGGCAAAUGAGAAGAUAGCUCGUUUGAUUACCAAGCAUAACUUCCUCUCUUGGAAUGCUAGCGCUGCUGGUCAGAUGGAAAUCGUCGAGUAUCUUGAAGAAUUGGUCGAGCUGGUCAAGAUGCUAGUGGGAGUUAAUGCAUUUCGCUCGGGAAUGUUGGAGAAGCCAAAGUAUACACACUAUGUG